AGUCAGUCAGUCAGUCGCACUCUGCACCUCCUUCAGUAAGGACUCACCUUUCCCCAGUUCAAGUGCAGUUCUGUAUGUGCUUGUACCUCAUGGAGGGCAGGGUCACCUGUGGACUGUGGAUGGUCGCCUUUCUAAUGGGAUGUGGGCGACUGUCGGCGUUCAACCUGGACACCGAGAAUGUCCUGCGGAAGAGCGGAGAUCCAGGCAGUUUGUUCGGCUUCUCUCUCGCCAUGCACUGGCAGCUUGCUCCGGUGGAUAAGAGAAUGCUGCUGGUUGGUGCCCCGAGAGCAAAAGCCCUGAAUCGCCAAAAAUCUAAAGUGACAGGAGGACUGUACAACUGUGACAUGACUUCCACCUCAGCUAGUUGCCCCAGAGUUAACUUUGACAACAGCGAGGAUUUAACCAAAGAGAGCAAAGAGAACCAGUGGAUGGGAGUGUCGGUCAACAGUCAGGGGCCAGGAGGAAAGAUUGUGACCUGUGCCCAUCGCUACCAGCGGCGGAGCAAUGUGGGCAAACCCCUCGAGUCCCGCGAUAUUAUCGGCCGUUGCGUCGUGAUGAGUCAGUCCUUGACUAUCGACCCCUCAUCGGGCGAGGAGGGAGAAAGCUGGCAUUUCUGCGACCAAAGGAACAGAGGCCACGAGUUGUUUGGUUCCUGCCAGCAAGGCCUCUCUGCCACAUUCGACAAUGACUACCACUACCUCAUCUUUGGGGCUCCUGGAGCGUACAACUGGAAAGGUGUGGUACGCUUGGAACAAAACAACGAAACCCUCCUAGAUAUGGGCAUCUUUGACGACGGUCCUUUUGAGGUGGGAGAUGAGAACGAAAAGAACCCUGACCUGGUCCCCGCUCCUCCCAACAGCUAUCUGGGCUUCUCUCUGGACUCGGGGAAUAGUCUGACCAAGAAGGGCCAGCUGACGGUGGUGGCCGGAGCUCCCAGAGCCAACCACAGUGGAGCGGUGGUGCUGCUGAAGAAAGGCGCGCAAACAAGCAAAAUCAUGGUAGAGGAGUACACCCUGGAAGGGGAAGGGCUGGCCUCGUCUUUCGGCUACGAUCUGACUGUGAUGGAUCUCAAUGGGGACGGGUGAUGGCUGAGUUUGUAUGUCAGUGGCAACCGCCAGUACUUUGAGAAGGACGGGGUAAUCGGAGGAGCUGUCUACGUCUACGUCAACAAUAAGGGACAGUGGAACAAAGUCAGGCCCACCAGAAUAACCGGACCUCAGGACUCCAUGUUUGGCCUGGCUGUGGAAAACCUGGGAGACAUCAAUCAGGACGGUUUCCAGGAUUUUGCAGUGGGAGCUCCUUAUUCGGACGAUGGUGCGGGGAAAGUUCACAUCUACCAUGGAGCAGCCACGGGUCUCAGCUCUGAAAAAGCUGCACAGGUUCUGUCCGGCAAGCCUUUAGGAGUGAAGCUGUUUGGCUACUCUUUGGCAGGAAACAUGGACUUGGAUAAGAACUCCUACCCUGACCUGGCCGUGGGAUCCCUCUCUGACUCCGUCUUUGUCUACAGAGCCCGUCCAGUUGUUAACGUCAAGAAGGAAAUCAAGUUCUCACCGGAGGAAAUCGACCUCACCAAAAAGAACUGUGGAAACAAAUUCUGUUUGGACGUUGAUGUAUGCUUCACCUUCACUGCCAACCCCCAGAACUACUCUCCCAGACUGACGGUGUCAUACUCCCUCGAGGCGGACGCUGCCCAGAGGAAGAUCGGUCUCAUCCCCAGGGUGACCAUCUCCGAGCCCUCGGAGGGUUCCUACAAGUCCAGCGGGACAGUCACCUUGGACAGCAAAGGAAAGAAACAGUGCAUUAAGCGUCAGCUUGUCAUACAGGAUAAUAUUCGUGACAAGCUGCGCGGGAUCCCCGUCGAUGUGUCCGUGAGCAUCUUGGACAGCAGCCGUAAACGCAGACAGAGCUCCACUCCUCAACUGUCCCCGGUCCUGGACGCCAACGAGCCAGCCAUAACUCGAUCAGUGGUGAAUUUCCUGAAGGAAGGAUGUGGCAGCGACAAUGUUUGUCGAAGCAAAUUGCAGGUGACAUAUCGCUACGGCUACAUGACAAAGGACAGUGACACGUUCACUCCGUUACAUCUGUAAGAUGAUACGCACACGCACACACACACACACACACACACACCUUUAUUCACAAGAGCAUCACGGAGGACCUCCCUCACUUACUCUACUUCCCAAACUCUACCUGGUGAGAGGCUGGUAACAUGUGUAGCCAACAAAGCCGGCUCGCAGGCUGAUUGUGACCUUGGGAACCCCUUCAGACGUGACGCUGAGACGACCUUCUACAUCAUACUGGAUACAUCGCGCAUCUCUCCCAACUCUACUGAACUGGAGAUUGAUCUGCAGCUGAACACGACAAGCUCCCAGGAGAAAAUGGCCUCUGUCAAAGCAAGAGCAAAGGUGGUUAUCGUGUUGCAUCUGUCUGUAUCAGGACAUGCCGAGCCGUCUCAGGUCUACUUCACAGGAGUGGACAAAAGUGACACAGCCAUGAAGACUGAAAGCGACAUCGGCAGUGCCAUCACACACCAGUUUAGAAUAAUCAAUCUGGGAAAGAGUUUGAAAGACUUUGGCAGUGCCAAACUUCACAUCAACUGGCCAAAAGAGACAGUGAAUGGGAAGUGGCUGCUCUACCUGACGCGUAUCAGCUUCACUGGGUUGGACCAGGUGGAUUGCACUCCGAAAACGGAGAUCAACCCUCUUAACAAGGAAAUAAGCAACACCAGGAGGAAAAGGACAGCAGAAAACCCCCAGGGAAUUGACAAGGGGACUUUGUCACGUUUUCUUGACCCGAAGAAUUCGAAGAACUUUGAAACUCUGUCCUGUGACAAAGGGGCCGAAUGUGUGACGAUAUCGUGCCCCCUGCAGGGCCUGGACAGUAACGGAGUCAUCACUCUCAGCUCUCGCCUCUUUAACAGCACCUUCAUAACGGAUUAUUCCAAGCUCCAUCACGUGGAGUUGACAGUGAAGGCCUCUCUGCAUGUCAACAGCGGAGGAAAGAACAUAAUGCUGGAAAAUGCUGACACACAGGUGAGACUGAUGGUGUUCCCAGAGAGGCGUGAAGCCCAGUACGGAGGAGUGCCGUGGUGGAUCAUCGUGCUGUCCAUCCUGUUUGGGCUGCUGCUGUUGGCCCUGCUGGCUUUCCUUCUGUGGAAGUGUGGCUUUUUUAAGCGUGCCAAAUAUGAAGAAAAGGUUCCCAGUUACAACGCUGUUUGGAUAAAACGGGAGGAGAGAGCGAUAAACCCCGGUAACGGGAAGCAGCAAAACCUGGAAAAGAAGCCCUGGAUGACAACCUGGCAUGACAAAGAACAUUAUUCUUAACAGAUUUCCUGUCGUUUACUGAUGAACUUCCCAAUUUCACUGCUUAUUUUUCCUGCUUUUUCUUUGCACAGCGUGGACUGUAAAUAUCAAGAGACCGUCAUUUUUAAAGAAAAGUCCGUAUGAAUCACUGGAAGGAGAGUUGCAUUGUGGGAGAUGGUCCUGCACAACUGGUGUCUGUCAGAGAUUUGUUUUAUACAUUUACUACAUUCAGUGUUGACCGGGGGGAGGGAGGGCAGAAGGGUUUCUAUUUUUUUUGUACUGUCUUUGAAUGGGUUUGCAGAAUCAUUUCUAUUUAUUCUUCGCAAGGAGUACUUUAUGUUACGUGUCCUACAGGCCAAAGAGUCAUGCCACGCAUAUACAGGCAACCUUUGUAUUUCCACAAUUUAAAGCGAUUUUUAAACUUUUUUUUUUUUUUUUUUUUAAAUCAUUACUACUGUGCAUCUGCUUUAACUCAGGUGCCUCAGGUUGUACAUUAUGAAUGAAAACUGCAACUUAAAACCUACUACCAAGCCUCUGCAGAAUUCACAUUUUUAUUCACUGGCUGUAAAAUAGGAAGAGUGUGAGAGCAAACAAAUAGUUUCUUGAAUACAUUUUUUAAGGUGUUGUCAUAUCCAUGUGUUCUGUGUGUGAAUAUUUGUGGCCAAAUAAAUGUUUCAGAGAAUAGCAA
This is a messenger RNA of Perca fluviatilis (European perch), 3987 nucleotides long. RefSeq names its product integrin alpha-6-like. The transcript has 26 exons. Gene Ontology annotation, molecular function: integrin binding. Gene Ontology annotation, biological process: integrin-mediated signaling pathway; cell adhesion mediated by integrin; cell-cell adhesion. The record is from RefSeq and is a predicted model, not a curated record. Gene Ontology annotation, cellular component: external side of plasma membrane; integrin complex. NCBI's taxonomy places the organism in Eukaryota, Metazoa, Chordata, Actinopteri, Perciformes, Percidae.